UCUUUCUUACCCUAGACCAUUGAAACGCGUUCUCUUCCUUCUUCGUCCCUUUCCUGAUCGCCACGCUUCUGCUCUAGCGUAUUCUCACAGUAAUCUCUCUGCGUUCCCGUUAAGCCAACCGGCUCACCUGAAACCAUCUCUUACCGAUCCUCCUUUUGAAGCAAAAAGCAAGCAGCGGUCGCUAUCAUCCCCCUUCGGCGGGAUACUUCGGCCUGAACUCGAGGAAUAAAGAGAAAUGGCUGAUCGGUUGACUCGUAUAGCUAUAGUGAGCCAAGAUAGGUGUAAGCCCAAGAAAUGUCGCCAGGAAUGCAAGAAGAGCUGUCCUGUUGUCAAAACCGGGAAACUGUGUAUUGAGGUUACUCCUGCAUCCAAGAUUGCCUUCAUAUCAGAGGAGUUGUGCAUUGGUUGUGGUAUCUGUGUCAAGAAAUGCCCAUUUGAAGCAAUUCAGAUCAUCAAUCUGCCAAGAGAUUUAGAUAAAGAUACAACCCAUCGUUAUGGUCCCAAUACUUUUAAGUUGCACAGGCUGCCAGUCCCAAGGCCUGGCCAAGUUCUUGGGUUGGUUGGAACCAAUGGCAUUGGGAAAUCUACUGCCCUUAAAGUUUUAGCUGGAAAACUCAAACCGAAUUUGGGCCGUUUUAAUAACCCACCAGAUUGGCAAGAAAUCUUGACAUACUUUCGAGGAUCAGAGCUUCAGAAUUAUUUUACUCGCAUCCUGGAAGAUAAUCUAAAGGCCAUCAUAAAACCUCAGUAUGUGGAUCACAUCCCUAAAGCUGUUCAAGGCAAUGUAGGGCAGGUGCUUGACCAAAAGGAUGAGAGGGAGAUGAAGGAAGAACUUUGUGCUGAUCUUGAACUGAACCAGGUGAUUGAUCGAAAUGUAGGAGAUUUAUCUGGUGGAGAACUGCAGAGGUUUGCAAUUGCCGUUGUUGCCAUACAGAAUGCAGAGAUAUACAUGUUUGAUGAACCUUCUAGUUAUCUUGACGUUAAACAGAGGCUUAAAGCUGCACAAGUUGUUCGAUCUUUGCUCAGACCUAAUAGCUAUGUAAUUGUUGUUGAGCAUGAUCUUAGUGUCCUGGAUUAUCUUUCGGACUUCAUUUGCUGUUUGUAUGGGAAACCUGGUGCAUAUGGAGUUGUAACCCUUCCCUUCUCUGUAAGAGAAGGAAUUAAUAUAUUCUUGGCUGGCUUUGUGCCAACGGAAAAUUUACGGUUUCGGGAUGAAUCUUUAACCUUCAAGGUUGCUGAGACCCCACAGGAAACUGCUGAAGAAAUUGAGACUUAUGCAAGAUAUAAAUAUCCAACCAUGACAAAAACCCAGGGCAAUUUUAAACUUAAAGUGAUUGAGGGUGAGUUUACUGAUUCUCAGAUAAUAGUAAUGCUGGGUGAGAAUGGAACGGGCAAGACAACAUUCAUUCGCAUGCUGGCUGGUCUGUUGAAACCCGAUACAGUAGAAGGUUCUGAUGUGGAGAUACCUGAAUUCAAUGUUUCCUACAAGCCGCAGAAGAUCAGUCCAAAAUUUCAAUCUACAGUUAGACAUUUGUUACACCAAAAAAUACGCGAUUCAUACAUAUACUUCUCCGUUCAAACCCAAAUAUAA
This is a messenger RNA of Carica papaya (papaya), 1591 nucleotides long. The record is from RefSeq and is a predicted model, not a curated record. NCBI's taxonomy places the organism in Eukaryota, Viridiplantae, Streptophyta, Magnoliopsida, Brassicales, Caricaceae.